This is a messenger RNA of Hibiscus syriacus, 477 nucleotides long. RefSeq names its product auxin-induced protein 15A-like. The transcript has a single exon. The coding region runs from base 34 to 306 and encodes 90 amino acids. NCBI's taxonomy places the organism in Eukaryota, Viridiplantae, Streptophyta, Magnoliopsida, Malvales, Malvaceae. The record is from RefSeq and is a predicted model, not a curated record. Gene Ontology annotation, biological process: response to auxin.
UCACUCUCCAAGAUCCAUCUAUCGAACAAAACAAUGGGGUUUCGUCUGCCACGCAUUGUUAAUGCCAAGAGAAUUCUCGGAGCAUCAUCUCCCAUGACAACUGAUGUUCCCAGGGGAUACUUUGCGGUUUACGUAGGAGAAAACCAGAAGAGAUUUGUGAUACCUGUGUCCUACUUGAACAACCCUUCGUUUCAAGAGUUACUCAGUCGAUCGGAAGAAGAGUUCGGAUACGUUCAUCCCACCGGUGGUCUCAGAAUUCCCUGUGGUGAAGACGCUUUCGUCCAUCUUACUUCUCGGCUCGCUUGAACUGAAUUAGCUAGCAUAUAUUGGGUCAAUGAAUACUGCUUUUUCUUUUGGUUUUUUAAAAGGAAACACCAUUGCUACCAUGUACAACUUUUUUUCCACCUCGUUGGUUUGCCUUGGAAAAAGGUAAACGAGUCGCCUAAGUGGGAGACUAGAGGUGGAUUUAUUUAUUUU